Messenger RNA from Harpia harpyja (harpy eagle), 11572 nucleotides. RefSeq names its product striatin (gene STRN). The record is from RefSeq and is a predicted model, not a curated record. The coding region runs from base 59 to 2557 and encodes 832 amino acids. Gene Ontology annotation, cellular component: dendrite. Gene Ontology annotation, molecular function: calmodulin binding; protein phosphatase 2A binding; protein-containing complex binding. The transcript has 19 exons. Lineage: Eukaryota; Metazoa; Chordata; Aves; Accipitriformes; Accipitridae.
GGCGGCGGCUCGCGGAGGAGGGGGCGGCGGCGGGGAGCGCGGCAGUCCCGGCCCGGCCAUGGACGAACAAGCGGGGCCCGGCGUUUUCUUCAGUAACAACAACAACAAUAACGCCCUGCUUCUGCCGCCGCCGGCGGGCGGGCCGGGGCUGGAGUCGGGCGAGGCGGCGGCAGCAGCGGCGGCCGCGGCGGCAGCAGGAGGAGGAGGCGGCGGCGGGGGGGUCUCAGCCUCCGGAGCUGCCGCGCCGGUAUCGGCGUCCCGGGCUCAGUACAGCGUGCCGGGCAUCCUGCAUUUCCUGCAGCACGAGUGGGGCCGCUUCGAGGCGGAGCGCGCCGAGUGGGAGGCGGAGCGGGCGGAGCUGCAGGCCCAGAUCGCCUUUCUUCAAGGUGAAAGAAAGGGACAAGAAAAUCUGAAGAAGGAUCUAGUGCGAAGAAUCAAAAUGCUGGAAUAUGCACUUAAACAGGAAAGGGCUAAAUAUCACAAAUUAAAAUAUGGCACAGAAUUGAAUCAGGGAGAUAUGAAGCCACCAAACUAUGAUUCUGAUGAAGGGAAUGAGACAGAGAUUCAGCCACAACAGAACAGUCAGCUAAUAUGGAAACAAGGACGGCAGCUGCUAAGACAGUAUCUACAAGAAGUAGGCUACACCGACACGAUAUUGGAUGUGAAGUCAAAACGAGUACGAGCUUUAUUGGGCCUCUCAAGUGAUGCUUCAGAGAAGGAAAACAGAAAUCAAGAGCCAAUGGUAAAUGGCACAGAGGGCCAGAUUAAAGAAAACACAAUGAUUGGGAAACCUGAAUUGACUGACUCUGCCUCUCUGCUAGAGACCUUCAAGUUUCUUGAAAAUGCAGCUGCAGAGUUUAGUGAUGAAGAAGAUGAAGAAGAUAUUGAAGGAAGAGAGAAAACAAUCAUUGAUACUGCAACAAUUGUAAGGAAAAGAGUGCUAUCUGACAGCAGUGAAGACAGAGAUACAGAAGAAGCUUUGAAAGAGUUUGACUUUUUGGUUACCUCUGAUGAAGGUGAUGGGGAAUCAAGAAGUUCAGGAGAUGGAACAGACUGGGAAAAGGAAGACCAGUGUCUCAUGCCUGAAGCCUGGAAUGUCGACCAGGGAGUAAUAACCAAACUCAAGGAACAAUACAAAAAGGAGCGCAAGGGGAAAAAGGGGGUGAAGAGAAAAACUACCGAAGAUAUGUUUCAGCCUCAAUCCUAUAUAAAACAGUCAAAACAGGGAUGUGGGAAAAUGAUGGAGCAAAGCACAGGGCCCAACAGGUCAAAGCUGCAAGAUAUGCUUGCAAACUUGAGAGAUGUUGAUGAUCUCCCUUCAUUACAGCCAUCUGUUGCACCUUCUUCUAGGCCCAGUAGCUCAAGGCUCAUUGAACAUGAGAUAAACAGGACAGAUGAAGUGGAAGCUUUAACAUUCCCUCCUUCUUCAGGGAAAUCUUUCAUUAUGGGAACAGAUGAAGCCCUUGAAAAUGAGCUGGGUCUUGGAGAACUGGCAGGCCUUACAGUAGCCAAUGAGGCAGAUUCACUGACUUAUGAUAUAGCAAACAAUAAGGAUGCAUUGAGAAAGACUUGGAACCCCAAAUUCACAUUAAGAAGUCACUUUGAUGGAAUAAGAGGUCUCGCUUUUCAUCCGGUUGAACCAGUCUUAAUAACAGCUUCAGAGGACCAUACAUUAAAAAUGUGGAAUUUACAAAAAACAGCCCCAGCAAAAAAGAGUGCUUCUCUUGAUGUAGAGCCAAUAUAUACCUUCAGAGCACAUAAUGGACCAGUGCUCUGUGUGGUGAUGAGCAGUAAUGGUGAACAGUGUUACAGUGGGGGAACAGAUGGCCUCAUCCAUGGCUGGAAUACAACCAACCCAAACAUCGAUCCCUAUGACUCUUAUGAUCCUUCUGUUCUAAGGGGUGCUUUUGUAGGCCAUACAGAUGCAGUGUGGGGUCUCGUUUACAGUGGAGCACACCAGCGUUUGCUAUCCUGUUCAGCAGACGGCACUAUACGUCUAUGGAAAGCUACAGAAAUUGCUCCAGCUCUCAAUAUAUUUAAUGAUAAUCAAGAAAUGGGAAUCCCUUCGUCAGUAGAUCUUGUGAGCAGUGACCCAAGCCUCAUGGUAGCAUCAUUUAACAGUGGACACACUAGCAUUUUUAACAUGGAGACACGGCAACGAAUUCUUACCCUGGAGUCCAGUGUGGAUACUACAGUCAGUUCCUCCUGUCAGAUAAACAGAGUCAUCAGCCAUCCAACUCUUCCAAUUAGUAUCACUGCUCAUGAAGACAGACACAUCAAAUUCUACGACAACAAUACAGGAAAAUUGAUCCACUCCAUGGUAGCUCACUUAGAUGCAGUUACAAGUUUAGCUGUUGAUCCUAAUGGCUUGUAUUUGAUGUCUGGCAGUCAUGACUGUUCAAUUCGCUUGUGGAAUCUUGAAAGCAAGACCUGCAUCCAAGAAUUUACUGCUCAUCGCAAAAAAUUUGAUGAGUCCAUUCAUGAUGUGGCAUUCCACCCCUCCAAAUGCUAUAUUGCCAGUGCAGGAGCAGAUGCCCUGGCUAAAGUGUUUGUAUGACAGAGUGCUUCCCUUUCAACUCUAGCUUUGUAUAUAUUUAACCAGCUGCACAAAAGAGGAGAGGAGGGCAUGAGUCUUCUUAUCCUGCCCUGUAAUUCAGAGAAUGUUUGUAAGUGUUUAGUUUUGCAGGGUGCUGUUUUCUAAAUUGAUGUUUGUUCUGGUUUCUGUGAGCUCAGCUGGUGCUGAGAGCUUGGAAACUCUCAGUUUCAAAUAGUUAAAAAACAAAAGAAAUGCUUUUAUUUCAGAGGGUGUGAAUUUUCGUCCAGGCAGGCCUUGGGUGAAACUAGGUUUAUGUAUUCUCUAUUAAUAAAACAGAGUACUGGAAAGAAGGGGUCUAAUUGCAUCAGGGAGUAGGAAAGGAGGGAAACUUCCUAGGAUGCUUUUUAUUGAGGAAUCUUAAUGUACUUAAAUCACCUGGAAAAAGUGUCAGUUCACAUGCUCAUUACUGUGUCAUGUGAGAGGUACUUUGUCAUUCCUUUGGUAUUAAUAAAGUAAAUCUUGUUCAGAGAGUAGUAGUGGAUAGUUAAUCUCAGCCACCUGGCUGCUAGCCUAAGAUAAAUGCAAUUAAAAGAAAGCAAAUUACUAACAUAAAUUAAAAUGCAGUAAAGUUUUUGUUACAUCUUCUGUGUUAUACACUAAAUAUUUAGUUUGCAAAAAAAAUUACAUAAUUUUUUGAAGACUGUAUUAGCGCGUGGCUAGAAGCUGAGCCUUUAGUCUAGUCCCAAUUAACAACAGACUGAAGCAGUCUGUAUAUACUGUAGUAGCAGAUUUAACUUAUUCAGAUUUAUAAUGCUGUUUAUUCUUGGAGAUCUGGCACAAGAAAUUACCACAAACCUUUCCAAAGAAGCUGUCCUACAAUUUUACUAUCAAACAUUUAUCUCCUCUUGCUGUUCCUGCUAAAAAGGAUAUCAUUCUGGGCAUUAAGGGUAACAGUGAAAUAUUUCUGUUGAAGAUUAAACUUAUACGUGAUGCUGUGUAUGAGUCCUACUAGUGCAAUAGGUGGGAACUAUACAAAGUUCCAUCAGUUUGAGAGAUUCUGCUACUUCUAGAGGUAUUUUCCAGCUUCACCAUUUGUGGAACUUUUUAACUUGUCCACUUCACUGGGCAUAUUGUGCCAUUGAUCAGGUUACCUGAAGAGUGAGUGCUUCUCAUAAUUACUCAACAGAUGUGCUUUGUUUAUGUAAUCAGAGUUUCUCUGUUGAUUUAAAUAACAAAUAACUUUUAAUCCAAUCUUGUAGUCUUUUUAUCCCUUCUUAAAGAGGGAGGUGAGUGGAUUCUUUUCUAUUAUGUGUCAUCAUCAGAGUUAUUACUGCUGAUAAGCCUGAAGUUGGUGUUUUCCUCUAAUGGGAACAGAAGGCAGAAUUUCUGUUGGAGAUGAUUUCUGGUGCUGAUGAGAGUAGGAAAGAACCCAAUGCAACUCUUCCACAUACCAGCCUGAGGUUAAGACUGGAAACUGAUAAAUAAAUCUUUACCUUUAAACUGACACUUUUUAAAAAGGAAUCAUUGAAAGAUACCAAUAUAGGGUUUGACUGUGUUGUUUUUAGAGUGGCAUUUGGGGAUGGGACCACAUUUGAAGCUGAUCUCAGAGUUUAAAUCAACUGUAUUAUUUAGAAUAAAAGGUUGACCUGUGCUGUUUGAGCCUGCAACACAUUAUAUUUACUGCUAAAAUACCCUGGAAUACCUUUUAUUGCUCAGAAUAUUCAGAUAUGUCACUUCAUCAUAUUGAUAUGCAAUAUAUUUCCAUAGAUAAGAUUAGAACUUUUACCAUGAAACAGAUGACUACAAUAGUAAUUCAGAUUAUUUAGUUUUUAUAAAGUGUUUUGGUUAUGAUGGAAAGGGGGAAACUUGGCUGCAAAACUGAGCAUUCAACUUUGUGAGAGUUCUGUGUACUUGACUCCUAUUUCUUUCAGUGUCAUUAUUUUAUUUCUUUUUGAAGAGGAAAUUACAAAGAUUUAUUUGAAAAAUUCUAAAAGUUAUGUAUAUUAUAUACGUGUAUAUAUACUGUAAACAUGUAUUAAAUGUGUCUAGUAAGGGAAGACUCCAUGGGUGCAUUUUAAUGUUUUAGUAUUAAGAGUUCUCUUGAGUUUGUGUAUACAAAGGGUAAUGGUGUGAGUAUGAAAUGAAUGUUGUGCUUUUGCUUACACAAUACAAUAUGUAGUUACAGUUGUUUAAAUUGCUGUACAUAAAACUAAUAGGCCGGCAUGCUUGUUUUUAAAGACUGUCAUUCUGAUUACAAUUCGAAUGUAAGAAGUGGCUGUUGAAAUGUGAAUUGAAAGAUGUUUCCUUCUCACUAUUGAGCUCUUGCUCAAACGGAAAAGUGAUUUUUUUUUUUAAAAGCUGGCAAUAGCUAGAGGAUGAGGUGCCUUUAAAAAACAAAACUAAACAAAUGUAGCCUUACAAAGAGGUUGUGGAGUAUAUAUAUUUUUGUGCUGGUCUUCAUAAUCGAUGUCAAUGUCUUUUUACUGUACUUGCUCACAUACUUGUAGGACUGCAGGGUAUUGUGCAUGAGCCUGUCAGAUCUUCUGAACAUCAUCCUAGGAGUUAGGGAUGAAAAAAUUAUUUGGGUUAUCUAGUCCAUCUGCUUGCUAAAGCAGGGUUGUAGACUUGUGCAUUUUAAUAUUGUCUUGGCCAGUGAGGUUUUAUGCAUGUUCUAAACAAUUAGGCUUGCUUUCGAAGAUUAUUUCAACAAUUACAUCUCACUGACAGGAGGAUUUACGUGAUGUUUAGUAGUUCUUUUUUGUAACUUCAUGCCAGUAUUCUAAGCCAUGUUUUGUGCCAUUUUACAUAUUCCUCAUCAUCUUUGUAAUUUGGAACCUGCAGGCACGCACUGGUUCUAGCUGUAUAUUUCCAUUCCUUUCCACUUUCUUCAAGCUAUUUUUUAGUCUGCUCUUUUUACACAACUUUUUCUUGUUUUCAGUUUUUUAGCUCAGUUUUCCAUAGCUUGGUGCCUACAACACCAUUCCACAUGCAUGAUUUGUUGGACUUAGUCUGAAGGUCAUCUGUUAAGUGCGGUUUUUGUUUGUUUGGAUUUUUUUUCCUCUAACGUGAUGCUUUUGUGUAGGAAGACCAAACUUUUGGUCUUCUGGCUAAUGUCUCGCAAACCAAAAUCGUAUUUAUUUCUGACAACUGUUUUAAAUAACUUUGAGCAUUGUUGCUUCUUAAGUUUAUUCUUCACUUUCAGUAUGUUGUUAUGAUCCUUUUGCAGCUAGAUACUUAAUUCCUGUUUCAUGAUUAUCCUGGGUUUUAUAAGCUUGGAACUUCUGAUCUCUGAGGGCACUAAAUUAUUUUUAUUUUUUCCCUUUUAUGUGCAGUUCUUCCUGGUUCAAUGUAAUUGGUAACUUCAUGAAUGUGAUACAUACAUCUGUUGAAGAUGUAAACAAAACUGGACCUGAGGCUUAUUCUUGCAAAAAAGCAUUUUUGUGCAACAUCAGUAUAUGGCAUUUUACCGUUACUAUUCUUCCGAUAUCUAAUUUACAUGGUACAUUUUUUAAUGGUUAACUCGUAUAAUUUUUUGUGUAUGUUAGCCUGUGCUACUGAUUUUGCUAUUUUUCCGGUAUCCAAUUUACAUGGUACGUUUUUUAAUGGUUAACUCAUAUAAUCUUUUUUGUAUAUUAGCCUGUGCUACUGAUUUUGGUUUUACUAACUAAUUUAAUGGGAGAAUUUUCAGUCCUUCCAUAUGUUGAAAAUUGGUUCACUAGGUUUAAAUACUCUCAUUUUUAUUUCUAAUUUACUUCACUGUGCUGUUUGCUUUCACAUAUUUGAUUCAGUUACCAAAACGCUUGCACAAAAUGAUUUGGAGCUGGAAGAAGCUCUAGAUAUAAUUAUAUUGUGGAAAACAUUUUCUUCACUCUUACAAAAUCCUAGUGUCUGCAUAUUUUUUUUUUGUGCCUCAAAGAGAAAACUUUAGACAUACCAUGUAAAAGAUUUUACUACUUGUAAGAAAAUCACCCAAAGAAUAUUUUGGGAUCUCAUUCAUCUUUAUUUUGAUAAAAUAUGUUCUUUAGCAAGAAGCCUGUAGAACUAUAUGCCAUGCACUGUAGGUUAUUUUUUAGGCCGUAUGUUUUCAAAUAAUGUUAUGUUAAAGCAGCCCCAUAUGUAAUGUGUUUGAGCAAGUGUGUGAUGUUCACCAUACAGCUUUGUGAUUAGGUCAUACAACACCAUUUUGCAGAUGUGAAUUUAAAGUAACCAGAAACUUGUCCUUCUGAAUAAAUGUGUAAGAGAUAAAGGACUUAGUUACACCACCUUUUUCAGUACACCUGUUUGAUCACAGAUGUUCCCUUUCCCCACCUCCUUCCUCAUGUUUUAACAAUGUAAUUUUGGGGAGCAGCAAUUUCCAUAAACUGAUGUGUCAUUUGAGCAGUGUUUGAUUGGCAGAAGUGUUAGUCCAUCCCAAAGGAAACAAAAAAUUAAAAAGCAGGCAUAGCCAUCAGAUAAGCAGGUUUGGGGUUUGUUUUAAUGCCUUUAAAGAUCUGUAUUUGGAAGCGUUUGCAGGCUGUGGUUUGGCAGUGUCUUUGCAGACUGUCCUAGGGAGCCUACUUGACACCUAUGUGAAAUAUCUAGUAAACCUAGUAAAACCUAGUAACAUGGGUUGAGUUAAGGAAGAAAAUACAGCCAUUGUGGUUGUCCCUGUGCCUGUACAAGAGACUAUAGCAGUGUUCUCCCUGGAGUCCUCUUUGCUGAAGCAUCAGGUUUGCAAUCUAACAAGUAAUUUCUGCAGCAUGGGGGUAUCUGGAAAUGAGAUCAUUUGUAUUUUUACUUUGAAGAUCUGUAGGCAGUGGUCAUUUUGAUUGUGUGCUGAACAGCAAGGGAAGCAGGGAGACCCUUUGCUGUACCCUGUAGGAGAUAGGUAGUGGGUUAAAUGGCCAGAACCAAUGUGCCCUCCAUGUGACUGGUGUCAUCAUGGGAGAGUUUGGCUGGGGAGCAGUGCAGAGUUUAGCCCGAUGAUAUCACAAACGAGAAAACCUCAAAAGGUUAGAGUAACAAGGUUAUCAAGGCUUUCCCAUAAUGAUUCUUCAGAUUGAUUUAUUUGUCAAUUGGUUGCAGGUUGUAUGAAGGAUAAAAUCUAGUAUAUAUCCAGAUUCCAAAUUAUGCACUCUUGUGUCAAAGUAAAAGGUGGAGAUUGUUCAAAUUUCAAAACUAUGUCACUUUAGAUGAGGAGAUGGCAAGAGAUUUGUUAUAGCUUAUUACUUAAAUUCUAAGAACAGAACUUACUCUUCUGCUAACAUAGUCUUCAUGUUGGGGACCCAGUUAUGCAAAGAUAAGUUCCUCGGACACUGUAGUGGGACUACUCUUUUGUUUCUGUAUAAACAUUUAUUUAAAAACAACAUUGCAGGACUAAGACUUUGUGUCAUGAUGUCCGUUAGUACUGAACCAAACCCACAAAAUUUGGGAAGUGGAGUAGAAUUUUAGGCUUGUUUCUCAUUCUUUUCUUUUUUUUUCUUUGGUCAUAAUCUACAUAUUUAAUAUAUAUUACAUACAGCGUCAUCUGUAUGACUCACUUCACAUUAAAUAGCCCAUUCUGUAAAAAAUACUCCUUCAGUACUUUCUCAUACAAACGAGAUGUGAAUGGGACCAGUGGUUCCAGGUAAUUUGUGACUUAGUUAGCAUGUAUGUCUUUCAGUUUUCUUAUGGGUGAGCUGAUAAGAUUCAUGGGAAUAACUGUGAAAACAUGAUGCUGCUUAUAAUAUGGCAUUUAAAAUCAUUCUGAAAUUUGUGGCUGUUUAGUGGAAAUUGUUUUGGACUACACUGUUAAGAAUGAAGAAAUCAGAAUAUGGUAGUAAACCACUUACACAAACCAAUUUACCAUAUGUAAGGUGUUGCAAUCUUUGACAUGGUAAUUGAGUUUUCUUGGGCAUCUGCUGUUGGUGAGCAUCGUAGGGAUGGUCAGCAUAGCUGUUAGUAUCAAGUGACAGAGAGGAAGCAAAGAUUUCCCUGAAAAAAACACUCAGAUGUUUCAGGAAGCUCUCUUUUUCCAUAAUGACAUGAAGGCAUUGAGAAUAUUUUAUCUAAGUCAAUAAUGUAUUUAGUUGAAGAGGGUUACAAUAGGUGAACAGUCUUGAUUCAUCCUCAGUGUCUUUAAGCUUAGAGACAAACACUGUUACUGCAAUGAAUGACCUGUAAACCGCUAGUCAAAACGACCACAAUGUUUCUACUGAGCAGCAGAGAAACUGAUGAAAACCAUAGUGUUAAUCCAUCCAGUUAUAUAGGGGAUGUUUUACAAGAAAUAACCCAUAUUGUAGAAGAUAGUAUUACAUACAAUAGAGCAAAUGAACAAACACCUGGGCAGCUGGGGGGGACUAGGAUGACCUUUGUGUAAAUAGUCCUUGCUCAGGCAAGUGCUCUUGUUCAGCUGGUGGGACUAAUGCCAGGAGGGAGGAUGGUGAGAAAUAAGACCUUUAAAAUUAUGUCUCUGCCUGUGCUAAUGAACAUACCUGUUGUGCAGGUUAUCUGUCCUUUUGAUAUCUGGUUUUUAUCUUCCCACUUAAAUCCUCCUUUAGGCUGUAUUUUCUGAGAAUCUUAAAAUCUCAUCUGCAGUGGAGUGUCAUUGCAGGGUAAAUUUCAUAAAGGACUAUUGAUUUUCUCUUAAAGUGUUCUUUGAAGGGUGGUGGGGUUUCAGCUUCAGCCCUACUCCUCCCACCACCAAAAGGCUGAUUUGUACCUCCUUAUUCACAGUUCAUUUAAUUGUACUGAUUUAUCUUUUUACCCCACCUGCUGACUUAAUUUUGCUGCUCUGUAGUCUGUUGUGAAAACUUAUGAAGUGCUGUAUCAUUUAAUAUGUUUUUGAGAAGCUGAAUUCCACUACAGAAGGUGUAAAUCCAGUUGAAUAGUACAAUUUGUGGGUCUCCACUGGUUCAUUGUCAGGAGAGAUUUGUUGCUAGAUGACAAAAUCCAAACUAUGGCUGAGCUAAAAAGGCAUUUAAUAAUAUAUGCUUUUUAGCCCAAGUUUCUUCCUGAUUAAGUCUGGUUUGUAGUAUUGUGUGUUAAACUAGUUUUGCCCUGCUCGUGCUGCCAAGCCAUGCUGUGAUCCUGGGAGAUCACACCCACGUUUAAACCAUGCCUGCAUGUGUGCUUUUAAGCUGCUCAAAGCCUUGCGUUGACACGGUCCUCAAGCCUGGUCUGCUUGCAUUCCCUCAGUUUGAAUUGCAGACUCCCAAAAUUACUUCCUUGCUGUUUCAGGAAACCCUCGGUCCUCACACCAGAGUAUUAGACUGGGACAUUGAGAAAAGAUUUAUGCAGCUGAAUUUGUACUAUUCUGAAAGGGAGGGGAUAACUUGUUGCCAAGCCAAAUAUUUUUAUUAUUUUUGGAUUAAUUACAAAAAGCAGCCAAAAACAUUAUAUAAGGGAUAAACGAUGGACUUCAAGCUAAUAUUUUUCCAUUAAGAAUUUAUUUUUUUAUUCUUCCUGUCAUCAAGAUACAGUGCUUUUUGGAUGUAGCUUGUUUUCAGAUGUGUGGCUCCUAGAAUUGUUUCCUUGCAAUCAGACAUUUACAAACAUGCAUAGGUUUUGAAAAUUGUCUCAUAUGUGUUAGCACUUUUUCUGGAAAUGCAAACUGAGCAUGUUAGCUAAUCAUUUCUUGUACCUUUAUAGCCCAAGCAGACUGAAAAGUGGUCUUGUGCUCUGUUUUCCUUGAAUCAUGCAUCUGAAAAAACUUGUAGAAGAAAACCCAUGAUGAGAAGACUAUUGUUGCUCUAAGAUUUUCUGUUGACAUUUGUCAGCCUGUCAGCUACCUGCAUUGUAUUUCAUAUAAAUAUCUUCAAUUGGUUUCUUUUAAAAGAAAUGGUCAGGUUAAAAAAGACAAAUUUCUUUGCCUUAUGGACCAUAGUUUGGAUUUUCUUUGUUGCUUAUAUUUAAUGUACUUUUUUUUCCUCUCUAUAAGAAUAACUAUUGAACUUUAGAGUUACCUGACAGUUCUCUUUUGGAGAAGAUACCACAGGUGAUAACCACUUAAAUGCUAGUAAUUACAGUUGCUCCUCUUCUGUUUGGGGUCAUUUCCAUGACAGUUGAUACGAAAAGGCUACUGUGACCGAUACAUAAACAGCUAAAGGAAAUUAAGACUCCCCUUCAGAAUUAUGGUGAGGUUAUGAUUUUGCACGCCAGUUUUGAAUGACUACUUUGAAACAAUGUUGGGCUUCAAGUGUCUUGCAAAGUGGUGGAUCCAAAUGAGAAAUACCUACUCAUUGAGAAAUAGUCUGCUUGUCAAUUUUUGUGUAUGGCUCAGUACAAGGCUGUGUCAGAAUUUCAGUACCACCAAAUUACCUCGUUUAAAUGCUACUGUCGUACAAAAGUGAAUGUUAUUUUAAGUGAGAAAUUCUGUUUUCGAACUUGUGAAGGAAAUAGUUUUCUUGGGAGUAAGCAUCCAUAAAUUUAAUGUAUUGCAUAAUUUCAGAAAGGCUUCUUAAUCAUGGGACAUGAGAAAAGUGAAAAAGUGAUUUGUUCUCCAAAGAUUUCAUAAGCAUUUAUUAUAAAAAGUAUAAUUUUUUCCUUUAAAUGAAAAUGCUUCUUCAAACACACACUAUUAAACUUCUUACUAAAAUUCAGUACUUUAAAAUCCUAAAUAUCUAAAAUGGCAAAGAUAGAAAAUUCAGAGGGAGAUUAUUUUGAAAUAACACCAGUAUAUUUUUGAGCUGCUCAACUGCAGCCCUGAAUUUUCUCUUUUUCACUGCAAUUCAUAUUUUGUGAAACUUCUUGGAUAAGUUAUAGUUAAAGCUACAUUCAUUUGCCUGAAUAAGUCAAGUAAAUAUUUUGUCAUUAAAAUUAUAUAGAUCUUCUUAUGUUAGUGUGCCAUUUAAAAUGAGACCACAUUGAGGUAACCAUGCAGAUAUUUGUAUUGGUAUGACAGUAGUGAAGUGGGGUAGCUGUAUACUGUACCCGCAUUCUGUGCUGAGCAAAAUCACAUGGACUUCCAGAAAUAAGCAAUGGUUUUUAAGAGCAGCUUUAAUGUUACAGCAGCAAGUAAGUGUCAUUUGUACCAUAUAAUUAUGUAAAUUGGGUGCUAAUAAAUACUAUUUUUCAACA